CAGCAGUAAAAAAUUUAGUAAGAACAGGUCUACUUUUGCUUUAAUAAGAAUUUUGGAUUAAAACAACGACAGGUAUUUUAAAAAGCCUCCAACUAACACCAGAUGGAGAGAGCAGAAGUGAUAACAAUCUCGACCAAUAAAAAACUGAAGCUUCAGUACAAAAUUGAUAAGAUUCAUCCCACAAAUUUAGUUCAUAGCAAUGAAUAUCCCACAAAUUUAGUUCAUAGCAAUGAACAUUCCACACAUUUAGUUCAUAGCAAUGAACGUAGAGCUUAUUACAGUCCUGGUAGGAGCUGCGAAGUAGAAUCCCCAGUCGGACCAGAAUCCAUACUUAAGGAUCAUAUAAAAAGGAAAACUGAGAACAACAAAAUUACAUACGAAAAUGACAUCACAACAGAGAAAUCAGUUACUUUUCUCGAAAUUGGUGCUCAACAAAACUCAGAGCAUGUUGGCAUAGGUAAUUCAGAAAAAAAUCAAUUUCACAAAACCAAAUCGUGCACGUAUUCAAAUUUAGACUCAGAAAUAAAAAUUAAAGUUAAGGCCGCAAAAAACAAAAAUCAAACUCUCAGACUGGCAAAACGAAAAUGCGAAAAUACCUGGAGAAAUUCUUUACUUGAACUUAGUGAAGGACAAAGUGACACUAGGAAUGAUGUUCCUGAGAAUGAAGAACAAAGACUACCCAAAUGCGAUGGCGAAAUAGAUGAAAACAGGGACUUUAUGCAGAGUCAGCGAGAAGGUAUCAAGGAUUUCAUUGUUCACAGCUCAGAUGACGAUUACGAUACUGCAAUGGUGUUUCGAGACGAUUUGUUGAAACUUGGCAUUCCAGAUCUCGCAGUGGAUAAUUUUGUACACGUCAAUCCGCAGAAAACUGAAAUGGAGAGUAUAUCAUCGCUUCAUGAACAGUGUAACACAGUCUUGAUUUUUGUCACAAAUAAUUACGCUAAAGACAAACUUCGACGCCGACAAGCGGAAAUGUUAUUACUGAAAGGUAUGGCAAUUGAAAGCUUUCAGAAUUGGGUUGUGCCUGUAUGGGUUGAUAAAGAUGUUAAAAAGUCAGUUUUAGAGUUGGCUCCGAUUAAAGGAAUACAGUAUUACCAAUCAAAUCAGAAGAAAACAGACUUUUCAAAGCAAGUAACAGAAUUGGUGAUGGCUGGGAGGGGUCGUUGUAUGGACCAAGAACUGUAAGGAGUUUUACAAGGAAACAAUAGUAAGGGAGUUUAUUAAUUAAGAAACUAUCAUCCUAAUAAAUAUAAUUUUUACGAACAAUAUUGCUUUACUUUACACAAGAUCUGCAAAAUAAUCAAAAUGUCACAACUAAAUGAUAAUAUUUCAAACUUGAGGUUGUAGUAUCACCUAUUAGCUGCAAUUCGUUUAGACAUUUCUCUAAACAUUACAAACAACAUGUAUGUAACUUAAGAUUUCUUUUUCAUGAAAUUGUAUCCUCCCUUAUUGUGAUAAGUACCAUUCAAUUAUGAAACUGAUGUGUUAGUUAAAAAUGUUUAGUAGGACUAUAAAUUCAAUUUUAAAUUAAUCAAUAAUUGAGAAUAAGCUUAUUGAGUAGUAAUUAAUGCUAGCGGUAAGUAAGGUGUAUAUUAAUUGUUAAUAGCAUAUGAGGUUUUAAUAGACGGACGAGAGAAGCGUCAAUUAAUCAAGGUGUAUAGUUGUUGAUAAUAGGCAACUGGAGUAAGGUGAAUAAUCAUGAAAUCAAAUAUCUUUAACUAAAAAAACUUAAUUGCCCUUAGAUUAAGUUGUUGUAUUAAUUACUCAACUUGUGCAGCAGCUUUUUUAAGCAGUUGUAGGGGGUGAUGGAAGGGGAACAAAAGAAUGACCAUAUAAAGAAUGAUACACUGCAUAAAGGUUUAAAAGAAGCACUAUAUUAAACAGCUUUUUCCAUGUCAGCCUCAUUUGGACAUUAUUUCAUGAUAUCUAUCUCUGCUUCUGAUAUAAUGUCAAUAUUUCUUUUGUAAGUAUUCAGUUUAAUUUAAUCGCCUUCUCACAUAUUUAUCCUGCCAGAAAAAUAAUAAAAAAUGAUAAAAAAAUACAAAAAUGCUGUAAACUUUCAUUCAUCAAAUCUUUAAGUUUUUUCCUUUUUUGUUACUAAACUAACUUAGUAUCAGAACCUUCAUUCUAGGGAGAAUGCCCUGCUACAUUUGGAAAUACUUUUGAAAAUUUAAAUGUCUUUUGGAAGAUAAGAAAAAAGAAUUUCAUUUAAUAAAAUUUGUAGAAUUUAUAUCUACAUGGAACAUAUGUGGUGCAACCAGAUAAACUGUCAUCAGUAAAAUUCAGUUUGACUCUUGUUUGGUAUAAUUCUCACCUGAAUAAAUUCUGUCAUGUUUCUUCUAGUAAAUGAAACUUAAGAUUUGCAAAUACUUGAAGAGCACUUUAAUUUAAUGUAGGACAUUUAUCUUUUCCUCAAAAUAUUUGAUGGUAUGAUAGCAAUGUCGUACAAUAAUUUAAAUACUUACACUAACUUGAAUUACUGACUGUCUAGCUAAUUAUGUAUAAAUUGUUUUCGACGGUCAAUAACAAUCUAAAAAGGUUGAGACCUUUCAACAUGUGGAGAAUAUGUGUAGGUGACUCGACAACUCGGUCUGUAAAAGCAAAUACAUGUGUCAGACACUAACAGGUGUAAUCGAAUAUACCUUAUUUUGUUAUUGUUAAAUAUAUAAAACUAGAUGCCCACAUGCAACUUGUCGAAUCCACCAGCUGUCAAAAAAAAAUCUAAUAGCACCAAGUUUAAAACUUUGACCUCUAAGUAUGACCUUGACCUUUGAGAUAAAAGUCUGAAAGUUGCACGCGACACUUUAUAUCAAUUAAGGUAAAUAUUAAUGCUAAACAAGAAAAAGAUUGCUUUAUGCAUGGCAAAGUUACAGCCCGGACAAUCUAUUAAAUGAAAUUUGACCCCAAAGUGUGACCUUGACCUUUAAGGUCCUGAGGUUUGCGCACAACACUUUGUCUUAUGGAGGCGAACAUCUACGCCAAAGAAAAAGAUUGUUCCAUACUUAUCAA
This is a messenger RNA of Mercenaria mercenaria, 3009 nucleotides long. RefSeq lists its product as uncharacterized. Bases 103 to 1185 code for a protein of 360 amino acids. Lineage: Eukaryota; Metazoa; Mollusca; Bivalvia; Venerida; Veneridae. The record is from RefSeq and is a predicted model, not a curated record. The transcript has 3 exons.